GUCGGGUAAUGGCGAUGGCGAGUCGUUUGUUUGUGUCUCUGCGGCUGGAAACGUCAGUGUUACUGGAAAAGCACCGAGACACAUGCACAGCAAAGUGAUCGUGUUUCAGUGCACUGACUGUGGAAAGAGACUUAACCAGUUACACAGCCCGAAUAUAAUUCACACUGUUCACAGCGGGGGAAGCGCACUUGCGUCCUGUCUGUGGACGAGGCUUCGACAACUUGAAACAAGUAAAGAUAUCCUUACCAUGGAGAAACCAUGGAAAUGUGGGGACUGCGAGAAGACAUUCCCAUGCCCGUCCAAGCUGGAAAUUCAUCGACGCACUCACACCGGAGAGAGACCCUUCACCUGCUCUGUGUGUGGGAAAGGAUUCACUCAGUCAUCCAACCUAGAAUUACACCAGCGUGCUCACACAGGGGAGAGGCCCUUCAUCUGCUCCGUGUGUGGGAAAGGCUUCAUUUAUUCAUCCAACCUGUUAACGCACCAACGGGUUCACACUGAGGAGAAGCCCUUCAGCUGUGUCUCCUGCGAGAUGAGCUUCAGGUUCCCAUCCAGCCUGCUGAUCCACCAGCGGAUUCACACUGAGGAGAAGCCGUUCAGCUGCGCCGACUGCGGGAAGCGGUUCCGGCACUCUGACAGUCUUGUCGUGCACCAGCGCAUCCACACCGGUGAGAGGCCGUUCACCUGCUCAGAGUGCGGGAAGGGAUUCAUCGAUUCAUGCCAUUUGCUUAGGCACCAGCAGGUUCACACCGGGGAGAGGCCGUUCACCUGCUCCGAGUGCGGUAAAGGAUUCACCCAGUCUUCCACUCUGCUGAGGCACCAGCGAAUUCACACUGGGGAGAGACCGUUCACCUGCACGGAAUGUGGGAAGGGAUUCACCAGCUCAUUCCACUUACUGAGACACCGGCGGGUUCAUACCGGAGAGAGGCCAUUCACCUGCUCCCAGUGUGGGAAGGGCUUCACGACUUCAUCGCACCUACUGAGACACCAGCGGGUUCACACGGGGGAGCGACCUUUCAGCUGUUCCCAGUGUGGGAAGGGAUUCACUACUUCAUCCCACCUAUUGAGACACCGGCAAAUUCACGCCAUCGAGAGGCCAUGCAAAUGCUGGGACUGUGGGAAAGGGUUCAGUUACCCCUCCGAGCUGGAAGCCCACCGCCGCAGUCACACUGGGGAGAGGCCAUUCACCUGCCCUGCCUGUGGGAAGGGCUUCACCCGAUCUUGCAACCUGCUGACCCACCAGCAGGUUCACAGCGGGCGCAGGCCAUUCACCUGCUCCGUGUGCGGGAAUGGGUUCAUUCGGAUCUCCCACCUGCUGCAGCACCAGCGCAUCCACACCGGGGAGAGGCCGUACACCUGCUCCGAGUGUGGCAAGGGCUUCACUCAGUCCUCUGAUCUGCUGAAACACCAGCGGGUCCACACUGGGGAGAGGCCGUUCACCUGCUCUGAGUGCGGGGAGCGAUUCACACAGAUCUCCCACCUGCUGAGGCAUCAGCGAGCUCACACGGGUGAGAGGCCUUUCAAAUGCCCCAUUUGCGAGAAGCGAUUCACUCAGGCUUCCAGUCUGCUGAGGCACCAGCGAGCCCACGCUGGGGAGAAGCCCUUCAUCUGCUCGCUGUGUGAAAAGGGAUUCGCCGAGUCAUCGAUGCUACUGAGGCACCAGCGGGUGCACACAGGGAAGUGGUCAUUCACCUGCUCCGUAUGUGGAAGAGUUCACACAUCGCUGCAGUGCUCUGACUCCGCAGUUAUCGCCGCUGUUCGUCAGAUUCAGGACUGACCCCGUUCAUCUUGACA
Stegostoma tigrinum is the source of this 1794-nucleotide messenger RNA. Its product is annotated as gastrula zinc finger protein XlCGF57.1-like. The record is from RefSeq and is a predicted model, not a curated record. Gene Ontology annotation, molecular function: DNA-binding transcription repressor activity, RNA polymerase II-specific. Gene Ontology annotation, biological process: negative regulation of transcription by RNA polymerase II. The transcript is spliced from 3 exons. Bases 83 to 1777 code for a protein of 564 amino acids. NCBI's taxonomy places the organism in Eukaryota, Metazoa, Chordata, Chondrichthyes, Orectolobiformes, Stegostomatidae.